Callorhinus ursinus (northern fur seal) is the source of this 3783-nucleotide messenger RNA. RefSeq names its product zinc finger and BTB domain containing 45 (gene ZBTB45). Gene Ontology annotation, biological process: regulation of transcription by RNA polymerase II. NCBI's taxonomy places the organism in Eukaryota, Metazoa, Chordata, Mammalia, Carnivora, Otariidae. The record is from RefSeq and is a predicted model, not a curated record. Gene Ontology annotation, molecular function: DNA-binding transcription factor activity, RNA polymerase II-specific; RNA polymerase II cis-regulatory region sequence-specific DNA binding; protein binding.
UCUGGCGGGCAUCCCCCUGCUGCAGGGCCCCCGGGCAGGCCGGGGCGUGCCAGGGGAGGGGCACCGGCGCUAGGCUUGGAGCGCGCGCUGUGGACGUGAGGGGGCGCUGCCGGGUGGGGGCUUGGCUCUGGCGACCGCGCGCCGGCGGGAAGUCCAGGCUGGCUGGCCGGGGUCUGGAGCGGGUGCAGCCCGGGCGUCUCAGAGAGGGCCUCUGGGUUCAGGGUAGGGCGCGAGCAGUUGAGCAGCGCGUGGGAGAGGGUGCUUGGAGCGACGCGUGCGGCGAGGGCAAAGGCGUGGCAGCCAGAAGGCGGCGCCAUAGCCGGGGGCGUGGGCCUUUGUUCUGAGGCGCCGAGAAGGCCCCGCCGCGUCUGGACCGAGAGGGAAGAGACCGGGAGCGGGGCGGGGCUGGGCCGGAAGAGGCCGGCCUUAAGGGGACCGGUCGAUGCGCAGGUUUGCGCCCCAGGCGCCCAGGCACGGAUUUGAAGUUCUCUAGGCGGUGGGUGAAUAAAGACGGGGAACGGCCUGUGGCAUAGGUGACGGCACGUGCAAAGACUUGGCUUGUUUGAAGAAUUGCCAAGAAUUAAUUCAUCGCCAUGGAGGGCUCGGAGCCCAGGAGGGUCCCGAUCUGUCAGGACCUUGGAUGCUCCAGGCUUAGGGGAUGUGGCAAAGGAAGAUCAAAAAAGAAGCUGCUUGGGGAGGAAUCACAGCCAGCCAGGAAAGGGAGUGGGUGGUGCCCUGGGGGCUUCAGAGGUAGAGCUGCAGAGGUCCUGGAGACGGGGUGGUGUUUGAUGGCGGCGGCAGAGGCGGUGCACCACAUACACCUGCAGAACUUCUCCCGCUCGCUGCUCGAGACUCUCAACGGGCAGCGGCUGGGCGGUCACUUCUGCGACGUGACUGUGAGGAUCCGCGAGGCUUCGCUGCGUGCACACCGCUGUGUGUUGGCUGCUGGCUCGCCCUUCUUCCAGGACAAGCUGCUGCUCGGCCACUCGGAGAUCCGCGUGCCGCCGGUGGUGCCCGCGCAGACGGUGCGCCAGCUCGUCGAGUUCCUCUACAGCGGCUCGCUUGUGGUGGCACAGGGCGAAGCCCUGCAGGUGCUCACGGCCGCGUCGGUGCUGCGCAUCCAGACGGUCAUAGACGAAUGCACGCAGAUCAUUGCCCGCGCCCGCGCCCCGGUCCCGGGCGCGCCCGCACCCCUACCCACGCCGGUGCCCCCACCUCUUGCGCCCGCGCAGCUACGCCACCGCCUGCGCCACCUGCUUGCCGCGCGGCCCCCGGGCCACCCCGGUGCCGCGCAUAGCCGCAAGCAGCGCCAGCCAGCGCGCCUGCAGCUGCCCGCGCCCACUGCGCCCACCAAGGCCGAGGGGUCGGACGUCGACCCCGCCCUCCCGGCGCCCCCGGACGACGGCGGCGAUGGCGACGAGGAGACCGAUGACGAAACCGACGGCGAGGACGGCGAAGGCGGCGGCCCGGGAGAGGGCCAGGCGCCCCCUUCCUUCCCCGACUGCGCCGCCGGCUUCCUCCCCGCCGCCCCUGACAGCGCGUGCGAGGAGCCGCCUGCACCCGCCGGCCUCGCCGACUACGGCGGCGCCGGGAGGGACUUCCUUAGGGGGGCGUCGGCUGCCGAGGACGUGUUCCCGGAGAGCUACGUGUCCGCUUGGCAAGAUGAGGAUGGCACCGCCGCGGAAGCCUGUGCCACCGAGACCCCGGCUCCGCCUGACUGCGUCCUGUCCGGAUCCCGCGUCCCCGGCGUGAAGACCCCGGGGCCCCCAGUCUCGCUUUUCCCGUUUCAUCUGGGCGCUCCUGGGCCACCUGCGCAACCUCCUCCCGCGCCCUCCGGCCCUGCUCCUGCACUCUCCUCCGCCUUCUACCCCGCGCUCCAGCCAGACGCGGCCCCCAGCGCGCCUCCCGGGGAGGCACCGGCCCCGCCCGCCGCUCCCGCCGCGGCCCCCUCCGCCACCCCUGCCCGAGCCCCGGGUGCCGCCGAGCCACCUGCCUAUGAGUGCAGUCACUGCCGCAAGACGUUCAGCUCGCGGAAAAACUACACCAAGCACAUGUUCAUCCACUCGGGGGAGAAGCCCCACCAGUGCGCCGUGUGCUGGCGAUCUUUCUCACUGCGCGACUACCUGCUGAAGCAUAUGGUCACACACACAGGCGUGCGCGCCUUCCAAUGCGCUGUCUGCGCCAAGCGCUUCACGCAGAAGAGCUCACUCAACGUGCACAUGCGCACGCACCGGCCCGAGCGCGCGCCCUGCCCCGCCUGCGGCAAGGUCUUCUCACACCGCGCGCUGCUCGAGCGCCACCUGGGCGCGCACCCCGCGCCCUGAUCCAGUCCUGGGCCUGGCUACGCCCACCGCAGGAUUGACCACGCUCCCGCGCAGUCGGCCACCCUCUGCCGGGUUAGGGACCUCCCGUGGAACUAGGCCACAACCACCGCGGGACCGGUAACAUCCCUGCCUAGACGCCUGGACCACAUUCCCACCACCAAACCACACUUCCCCCAGAGCGCAGGCCUUCCCUCUGCUUCCGCCCUUUCCCCCAGACCUGACCAGGGGUCCAGCCUGCCUUACUCCUCUCCUCCCUCGUACUUAGACCCUCCUGACGGUGGCAGGCUGGGGCUGGGUUUGGUCAGGGACCUGAUCACCCCUGAGAACUGGAUCAUCUCCAGCCUAAACUCAGAGACCCUUGGGCCAGGCCCAAGAUUUGUGGCUUGAGUGGGGUGGGUUCUGGAGCUGCUCCUCUGCCCCAGCGUCGAGCGGGGCAUGAUCCCUGGCUCCCCACCGUACCCCUUCCUCAGUCUGGUGUCUAGGGGGCUCAGGUGGGCCCAUCAUGGACUGGGACAGGACCUUGGGACUCCCACUCUCUAAUAAAGUACUGGGGCCAUGGGUUCCAAACUCGGAAGCUGUGAGCUCCCAGACCCGUGCAUUUCUCAUCAUCACAGAAUGGUUGUGGGCCUGGGGGCUCAGUGCCCCCAUCCCUGGGCAGCUAACCCUAACCUCCUGGGCUCCCUGGGCAGAGACAGGAUGAUCCACUUGGCCCCUCAUGCCUCUGUUCUCCAGGAGGAAGUGGGAUGUCCAUGUGACUGGCACUUGACUCUUCUAGAGCCCUUGGUGCUAUGGGGAGAGGUACAGGCCAGCCCUGAGGUGCAUCUGGAAGAGGGAAGCCAUAUGUGGGAAAGAUGCAGACUUCAAGGCCCUUCCUGCAGGAAUCUCAAGGCCCUUUGGACUCUAGGCUUCCCCAUCCCCAUCCUAAUGGGCAUGAUUGAGCACCUUACUUGGGUGGGGGGAGGGUGUCUAGGGAGUCUUUGAGGCCAGGCUGCCAUGUGGGGAUCUGAGCUCCAGGAUGCCCACCCUGGCUGGUAAGUUCUGAAGCGUGGGGUGGGGGAGCAGGGCAAAAGGGGAGAAGCAGCCAGGCCCCUUGGGCUGCUAACCAGGGGGCUGAAGGUACUGAUCCCUGGUAGCAAACCAGUGUCACAAGACCCCGCAUCAGUUUGGCUGCCAGCCCAGAAAGCAGCCACUCCUCUGCUUGCAGAGCAUUGGCGGCACCUGACCCCGGGCACCCUGUCUUAAAGAUUUGGAGCAGGUGGAGAGGGGUUUGAGCUGAAGACCUGCGGGCUCCCAGGUCGAUGGCACCGCCUCUGAGCUUCCCCUCUGUGACUGCCUCCCAGAGGUGAAGGGCUCAGGCUUCCAGGCCAACCACUGAGAGACUGCCCUGCCCACGUUCCGGGCAGGGGGAGUUUAGCCUCCUGAACCCCGUGGAUGCCAGGGGGUUGGGCCGACUCAGCCC